Messenger RNA from Caenorhabditis remanei, 1515 nucleotides. RefSeq lists its product as uncharacterized. The transcript is spliced from 6 exons. The coding region runs from base 1 to 1515 and encodes 504 amino acids. NCBI's taxonomy places the organism in Eukaryota, Metazoa, Nematoda, Chromadorea, Rhabditida, Rhabditidae. Gene Ontology annotation, molecular function: nucleic acid binding. Gene Ontology annotation, biological process: positive regulation of DNA-templated transcription; negative regulation of RIG-I signaling pathway; negative regulation of type I interferon production. The record is from RefSeq and is a predicted model, not a curated record.
AUGAAUAGAAACCGGACGAAUAAAGAUAUUUUGGAUCGUUUUUUUGCGAAAAAUAAGAAAAACGAAGAAGAAUCGAAGGAGGAGCAAAAGGAAGUGGGUAAAUUCAGCUACGCAAUAAUCCGGAAUAUUCCAAAAGAAUUGCACUCGAAAGACUUAAGAAAAUACUUCAAACGGUUCAUUGAGGCGGAAAAAUUCCAAUGUUUUCAUUAUCGACAUCGGCCGGAGCUUCAGGCGGAAUCGACCUCACAGGAAUCCUCCGAAAGCAAGACCUGCUGCUGUCUGAUCUCCCUCAACACCCCAAAAGAUCGAGAGGAAUUUAUCGGCGAAUUUCACAAAAGAAACUGGCAAAACUCAUCGGGCGUCGAAAUUCCCCGCCGAUGCUUCGUAGAUCGGCUGAAAAUCGGUGAAAAAUCGAUAUCUGUGGAUGAUUUGAAGGAGAUGAUCGAGUUGAAACCACCGGCCGUCAUGCCUAAUGGAAAUAUCGGCACUCCCAGUCAAUAUUUUUUGGAACAAAUCCGAAUGUGUCGGUUGCCUGCCUCAGUUAUCUCAAAACUAGGCAUAGAGACACAAAAACGACCGAAAAAGUUUGGAGAAGUGCCGUUUAGCUAUGAUAUUGACCAAAGUUUGGAACCAGGAACCUCAAAAAGCUCAAAAAGUGCUCAAAAAACUAUAAAAGAGCCCUUAGAACCGCCGGAAAAAGAGGAAAAAGAGGAUCCGACAGAGAGAAUCCGCCGGAAUCAGAAUCCAGGUGACAAUGAUUCUGACGGUGACAACGACGACGAUCAAUGUGAAGAGUGGGAACGUCAUGAGGCUCUUCAUGAAGACGUGACGGAACAAGAUCGAAUAAAACCAAAGAAAUAUGAAGAGGAAAUGGAGGUUACGUGGGAGAAAGGAGGUCCCGGAUUGGUGUGGUACACGGAUAAAAACUAUUGGGAUGAGCAGGAGAAGGGCACGGAUUGCGACUGGGCUUGGGCUGACGAUUGGGACGUCGACUAUUCCGUCUACUACGAAGGAAAAUCAGCGGGUGAUAUGGACGCCCGAGCGGCCGUCGAGAUGAGGAAUGACGAGUUGCAACGCGCUGGGAAACUGGAACAAUCGGUGUUCACAAAAGGGAAACCGCCUGGGAAACCGACAAACCGAAAACGACGAAACAGCGACACCACCGCCGUCGCUUCCGACACUCUUCACAAAGGAAUCGGCGGCACGAUGCUCUCCAAAAUGGGAUGGAGACAAGGAAUGGGACUUGGAAAGAAGGAGCAAGGGAAGAUUGUGCCGGUGGCGGUGUAUGUUGAGGAGGAUGGACAAAGUAGCAGGGAGAAGACGGGAUUCGGGUAUCGAGGCGAGAAAAUGUCGAGGAUUGUGCAGAAGAAACCGAUCCGGCAUGUUAUUGCGUCGGUAUUCGACAAAGCCACCGAUUCCUCUCUGGACACUGAUCAGAGCACUGAGAAAGAAACGGCGACCGGCGAGGUGCUCUUCAGAAGCGAGGAGCUCACUAAAAUGAAGUAUCGCGAUUGA